AUGGCAGGUGUGGUGUACCCCAGACAGGCCCCUGUGGAUUUAGACACAUACAAAAGCUCCUACAUGGUUGACUAUCAACACUACGGGAAGCACAAAUACUCCAGAGUCACACCACAAGAGCAAGCGAAGCUGGAUGCCCAACUCCGGGACAAAGAAUUUUAUAGGGUCGUCCCCAGCUCCAAGCCCAGGCUGGAGGAUGGAUACCCCGCCUUCAGAAAACCCCACAUGACCGCCAAAGACCUGGGACAGCCCGGCUUCUUCCCCGCGCAGGAUCAGGACCGUGUGGCCGCAGCAGAGGGCGAGGGCAGGUUCACCAGUAUAGGCCCUUCCGUGUACCCCGUUUCCCACGGCCUGUACCUGGCCCAGGGUGUCCCCAACCGGGUCCGCCAGAGCGCCGGCUUUCCGUGCCUCCUGGAGCCCGAGCUCCAGCCUGCGCCCGAGGAGGGCAAGGGCUACUUUCUGCUGCCUGGCUGCCUCUGUCCGUAUCACCAUGAAGUCAAGUUCCCCAUCUUGAACCGAUGGGGGCCCUUGAUGCCAUUUUACCAGUAG
Molecule: messenger RNA, 549 nt
Organism: Leptonychotes weddellii (Weddell seal)
Lineage: Eukaryota; Metazoa; Chordata; Mammalia; Carnivora; Phocidae
Gene: SPMIP9
Product: sperm microtubule inner protein 9
Cellular component (GO): cytoplasm
Source: RefSeq, a predicted model, not a curated record